Molecule: messenger RNA, 3135 nt
Organism: Paramuricea clavata
Lineage: Eukaryota; Metazoa; Cnidaria; Anthozoa; Malacalcyonacea; Plexauridae
Source: the annotation of a GenBank genome assembly
AUGAGGCAAUCUUUACGCUUCAUUGAUUGGGACAACGUUUUGCUGGAUAACGAAGAUGUUAACGAAAGUUGUGAAAAAUGGCAACAAGUUUUUACAUCAAUUGCUAAUCAAUAUGUAGCAAAGGUACGCGUUCGCGACAUCCACCAGCUACCUUGGGUAGACAGAGAAAUCGUUCACUUAUUGCGUAAGAAGAAUAAUCUUAGGCGCAAGGCUAAAGUCCAUGACAGCGCUAACUUGUGGUCACGUUUUCGCCGCUUGAGUGCUGAUAUAAAGAAACUUAUCAAGUACAAAAAGAAAGUUUAUAUUACCAACUUGGGUCAAUCACUUAAAGAUUAUCCGAAACGAUUUUGGUCGUACUAUAAAGUCAUCAACAGUCAUCAACGUACUAUAAAGUCAUCAACAACGUGAGCCACGUUUUAAGGCGAAUUUAUUUAAUAAUGAUUUUCAUUCCGUAUUUAAUACCCCAGUUGCUGGUGAAUCUGGUGUACUUUUGCCUAAUCUGAACUAUACCACACAUGGUGUAUUAUCUGAUAUUGUCAUUGAGAGGGAUUUCGUCAGCAAGUAAUAGUGUGAUAGUGACUUUAAUGGAUUCAUAGUUUGCAGUUACAGAAGAACUGUGCACUGAAUUAUCUACGAAUAUUUGCAAGAAAUGAAUAGUUAGUCUAAAUAGAUUACCUAUGGAUUAGUUAAAAAGUUUGAUCAAAAUAGCUUUCUAAAAUUCAAAUGGGAAUACAUUAAGAAUAUAUACAUUCAAGAUUACCUAGAUUUUUUACAUAUUUGAACUGUUAGAAAUGACAAAGGAGUUUUUAAAACGAUCGGUUCUAGUUCUUGGCACUAAAACUUUACGGCUUCUUCUUAGGGAAUAUUGGCAUGAGUUCUCCUUUGGAAUCAGGUUGUGUAGUUUAUGGCUAGUAUCAGAAUAGGCUUGGAGAAAUAGUUUUUUGCACGCUUCCGAUCGGCGAUCACACAGGGUUUCUAGUUUAGCUAAUUUGAGGCCUUCUUCGUAUGAAACGCCAGGAAAUAUUCUUUUAAUGCAUCGUUUUUGAACUCUUUCAAUAUCCAAAUUUAAAUAUUGCGGUAAGGAAUUAUGAAAGACAGGUGAGGCGUAUUCCAGUAACGGGCGAAUGCAUGAACAAUAUAUUUGAAUAAUUUCAUUUGCAGGAACUCGAGCUCUCUUUACCUGUGUGAUUAGAUAUAGUCGCUUACUGGCCUUGGAUACGAUGUUAUCAACCUGCAUUUUCCACUUGCAGUCACUGCUGACUGUAAGACCAAGUAUUUUCGCGUGGUUUACGACCUCAAUCUCUUUGCCGUUGACUCGGAUGGGGUUGAGAUGAUUUGUUAGAGUUUGCUUCCGCGAAAAAUCAAUUCUGAGCUCUUUACAUUUAUCCUCAUUGAGUUCGGCCAAAUUCGAGAGAAGAUCGAGAGAUUUUAAUUUCGUUAUCAAACGGUUGUGUUCAAGAAGAUCAAACGCCUUUCGAAAGUCGAAUAGCACUGUACGAAUCGUGUUACCUGGUUCGUCCGUGGCUAGCAGCCAUUUAUGCAUCAUUGAGAUCAAGGCCAACGUAGUGGAUGACUUAGGUACAACACCGUACUGAUUGGAGUCGAUGACUUUUAGAACUGCUGACUUAAGUUGUCUUUCAAGAAUAACUUCUUCGGACAAUUUAGACACAACUGGUGUUAAAGAAAUAGGACGUAAAUGCUUGUUAAUGUCUGUUACUUGUGUAUUUUUAGGAACAGGAAAAUAUUUUCCUUUUUCCACGCCGACGGUAGUUUUUCUUGCUUAUAAGAACAAUUUAAAAUAAGGCUAAUGGAAUAUGCCAAAAUUUCUGCAAAUUCUUUGUAAACCCAAGGGGGUAUACCAUCAGGUCCAGGAGUUUUGUUUGGGUUGAGAGCUUUCAAUUUCGUAAAUGUGUCAAAUUCAGUUACUUGCACCGUAUCGGCAGGAAUAACCGAAAAAAGAUGCGGUAUAUGUUUGAUCUAAUUGCCGAUGUAUUUUGACCGACUCAUCAAGUGGUUGAUACGCUUGCUGCGGUUGUAAAAAGGUGUUGUUUAUUAAAUUUGCUUGGUCGUCGAGGGACAUUCGAUCGGUGUCAUCAACAGCGAGAAGGGAUGGAAGGUCUUUAUGAUUAUUUAAUGGUGCAUGACCGCAAAUUUGUUUGACUUCUCUCCACCAAUUCUUUGGUUUGGAAUUUUUUAAAUGGCUUAUUUUGCUUGCAUAAUAAUUCCCCCUACACUUCUUACGAUUGCGAUUAACAAGAUUCCUAUAGUAUCUAAAUAAUGUAUCGUUUCCUUGUUGUAAGGCUAGUUGACGUUAUCUUUAUCUGUGAUUUUAAAGCAAAGCUCUUCGGUAUCUUGACGUAAACAAGGCUAGCUUUGGUAUCCCUUCACGGCUUCUUAAAGAAUGCUCUGAAGAAAUUACUGUACCUGUAACUACUUUAUUCAACAAGUCACUUAGUACUGGUGUUUUUCCAAAUCAGUGGAAAGAUGCUAAUCUUGUCCCGAUACAUAAGGCUGAACGAAAGUCAAUUGUCUCUAACUAUAGAGGAAUUUCAUUGAUCGAUCAACUGUCAAAAAUCCUUGAGAAAGGUGUUUUUGGUAGAUUGUUUGACUUUGUUUCACCAAAGCUAACCCCUUGGCAACAUGGCUUCUUUCCUGGCCGUUCCACCGUUACCCAGCUACUUCAAGUAGUUCAUUUACUUUCUAGCGCCCUUGACAAAAAGAAACAGGUUGACUUAGUUUAUUUGGAUUUUUCGAAGGCGUUUGAUAGAGUACCACAUGAUAAACUUCUCCACAAGCUCCAUGCUAUUGGGAUUCGGGAUCCAUUACUGUCAUGGUUCCGCAGUUACCUUUCAUACAGACGUCACCGUGUUGUCCUUGAUGGUCAUACUUCAGAGUGGCUUCCAAUGACAUCAGGAGUGCCCCAGGGAUCGGUCUUGGGACCGCUCCUUUUUGUAAUAUAUAUAAACGAUAUGCCAGAUGUUAUUAAUGAUGGAACAUACUUACCCCCUUUUGCCGAUGAUUCCAAAUGCUUCCGAUUUAUUUUUGGGAGUGCAGACCAGAAUAAACUACAAGCAGAUCUUGAUGCUCUAUAUGACCGGUCCAUUACUUGGGGAAUGAACUUUAAUAUAAGCAAAU